AUGGCUGAAAACAACCAUGAUUAUUUUUCUACAAGCCUUCUAUGUAUGGAGACCAAGAGUAUUUGCUUUGAUGAUGAUGAUUCACUACCCACAGAUGAGCAUUCCUAUCAAUCGUAUAGCGAUGAAAACUUCAUCUCUGACAAUGGCAGAUCAGAACCAUUCAUUGAUUUGCCAAGUCUCAGUGAAGAGAGCUUUGCGAUGAUGGUGGAGAGGGAGACCCAACAUUCCCCACAAGCUGAUUAUCUCAGGAAACUGACAAGUGUUGACUUGUUGUUGAGUAUGAGAAUAGAAGCUUUUGAUUGGAUUUGGAAGGUUCAUUCCCAUUUUGGCUUUGGAGUGUUAAGCUUUUGUUUGUCAAUAAUGUACUUGGACCGCUUUCUCUCUGUUUAUGAACUGAAUGGAGGUCAAACUUGGACGGUGCAAGUGUUAGCUUUGGGAUGUUUGUCACUGGCAAUCAAAAUGGAGGAGAUUUAUAUUCCAUGGGCUAUGGAAUUAAAGGUGGUGGAACCCAAGGUUUUUUUGGAAGGUGAAUCCAUUCAGAUAAUGGAAUUACAUGUAAUGAGUACAUUGAAGUGGAGAAUGCACUCUUGUACACCAUGCACAUUCAUAGACUAUUUUCUGAAGAAGUUUAAUGGUGAUCGUCAGAUCACUUCAGGGCCUUUGAUUUCAAGAUCAAUGCACCUCAUUGCAUGCACAAUGAAAGGUAUUGAGUUCUUGGAAUUCAGGCCAUCUGAAGUUGCUACAGCAGUAGCACUGUUUGUUUCAAAGGAAAUGCAAUCAACUAUAGACCUUGAUAAUGCCCUCUCUUCUUGUUUCACACAAGAAGCCCUAAAGGAAAGAGUGAUGAAGUGUUAUGAACUGAUCCAAGAUUUGGCUUCAAGUUUGGGUCCAAAUUGGGAGUUGGAAGCUGAUGAAAGUUCAUCUGUAGAUUCUUCACAUACUAAUCCAUGCAAUAAAAGGAGGAGAGCAGAUAUGACAAAAUCUAGAGUGAGGGCCAGAGAAGAAAGUCCUGGAACUGAUUUUUCUCAGACUUAG
Messenger RNA from Ipomoea nil (Japanese morning glory), 1035 nucleotides. Its product is annotated as cyclin-D4-2-like. Gene Ontology annotation, cellular component: cytoplasm; nucleus; cyclin-dependent protein kinase holoenzyme complex. The transcript is spliced from 6 exons. The record is from RefSeq and is a predicted model, not a curated record. Gene Ontology annotation, molecular function: cyclin-dependent protein serine/threonine kinase regulator activity. The coding region runs from base 1 to 1035 and encodes 344 amino acids. Lineage: Eukaryota; Viridiplantae; Streptophyta; Magnoliopsida; Solanales; Convolvulaceae. Gene Ontology annotation, biological process: mitotic cell cycle phase transition; regulation of cyclin-dependent protein serine/threonine kinase activity.